AUGGGUAAUAAAGAUAAAUCCCGUGAGAUUGGUGAACACGCGGAUAUAGCAGGGGCAGGAGUGAAAUCACCAAACGAAAAGUCAGCUUUGUUACCUGGCUGGACCGCACAGCAUCAUCGACGUAACUCCCAACAGUAUACGACUGAAGUUGACGAUGAGCUUAUGGAAUUAGCUAAAAGAAAUGAUACUUUGUUACAAAGAUUGAACCUCGGUUUAGGAUGGUUAAAGACCACUCCUACACCUUCGAACUCGUCGAAUUCUUCUGAUGGAUCAGGUGGCAGAAAAGCCAGUGGGAAUACAUUAGAGAAAGGCCAGGGUAGAAGGAUUUUCUCUCCUGCUACACUGGCUUCUGCUACUGCUGCACUAGCUACCACCGGUAUAGGAAAUAAGAGAAAUAAGAGGAAUACCAAUCUCACUGCCUCUACUGAAGGUUAUGAAAGGGUCUUGGAGGAUGAUCAGCUGUUUUUCUCUGUUCCGCAAAGAAACGAGUCGUCCGAUUACUCGAGAUCUAGAACAAAGAGUGCGUCAAGGUCACCAUCGGUCUCUCAAGACUUAUCGCCUGGACAGAAGAGGUUAUCUCCACCUGCUCAGAUCAGGGGUAUGCGAUCUCAGACUUUCAGUGUUGGUAUACCGGUGACACCUGGCACAGAUGUACAAGAGCUUUCGAUGGAGAUAGGUGAUGGGACUAGACGAGCUAGAUGGUCUGAAGAUGGAGAAAGGAUUAGGUUUCCUGCUCCUCCUGAGACGGCUGGUGUGGGAUUGGGAUUGUAUGACGAUGGGACUUUUGGGAGACCCACUGAAUUAGGAGAAGGAGAUGAAGGAGAAAGAAGGGAAAGCUACAUGAGUGCCGAGACGGAAUACUACUCCGCGCCAUCUCAUAACUCAUCUCCCCAUGUCGCUUCACGCGGUAUUCCCAUCCCACGAGAUACAGAAGAAUAUCGUCACGUUUCAGUCUCAGCAUUCGGUUCGCACCCUUCUACGCCUACUCAACCCGGUCGAUUCAGUCAACAUGGUUCAUCGCAGUCUGACAGGGACGUCAGUCCAGUCAAACUAGUUUCUCCUCUUGCGUCACCUUCAAAAGAAACAAAAGCUAGACCUAUCUCAGGUAUAGGAAGUACUUUCCACUCGAUACGGAAUUUGUUCUCCUCAACACCCACGCCUUCUCCCGAUAUUCGAGAUCAAGGAAGUAGUAACAAAGAUAAACGGAGGAGUUACGUCGGACAACUACUUGUGGAUGAUAGGUUGAAAAAAAUCAGUAGAAGUAUGCGAGAAUUUGGAGAACCGCUGAAACUGGGUGCUUUGGUUGCACCAGCCUUGAUCUCUCCUCGCCCCUCUCACUCCUCCGAACAAGCUUCGCUCCAUCUUUCUAUCCCCUCUCAACACCACUCGCAUUCGUCCCACACCACCUCUGGCUCCUCCUCGAAUGACGCUACAGAAGCCUCCCACGAGCCUGUGGUAAGAGGUAAACGGAGUAAAGGGAUGUUAAUCCGAGCGUCCAAGAUUGGCGAAUUAUCUAGACCUCCACCAUUACCUAUCCAAGUCGCUAGUGGAAGCUCACAUGCGGGUGGUGGGAUAAGGGAGCAUCAUCAGAGAGAAUGGGAGGAGAAUGUAGAUGAAUUUAUGGGUGAGGGGGAGCUCUUACCGCCUUUGACGCCGGACUGGGAGGGGACGAGAGACAAGGGGAUGAGAUGGUCGGGUAGAUGGUCUAACAACUAA
This is a messenger RNA of Kwoniella mangroviensis CBS 8507, 1716 nucleotides long. RefSeq lists its product as uncharacterized. The record is from RefSeq and is a predicted model, not a curated record. The transcript has 3 exons. The coding region runs from base 1 to 1716 and encodes 571 amino acids. NCBI's taxonomy places the organism in Eukaryota, Fungi, Basidiomycota, Tremellomycetes, Tremellales, Cryptococcaceae.